GAAGCAGCGGCGCGCUCGCUGGCCGGUCUGGCGCCCGGGGAGCUGGGCCUCCCACGGCCCGCGGUCCAGCUCUCUGGGCCGGCGCUGGGAAGCCGCUGGGACGCCGUACACACGCCAGCGCCGCGCGUCCUGACGCGCUACGUCGCCGGCGCCGCCGCUUCGCGUAAUGACUUCCGGGCGCCGGGGCCGCCAUCUUGCUCGCGCGGAAGCGGCGCGGCUGGGUGGGAGUCCCGAAGCGGGAGUCGCGGACGGUGCGGCCGCCGCCAUGCCGUCAUCGCCGCUGCGGGUGGCGGUGGUGUGCUCGAGUAACCAGAACCGGAGCAUGGAGGCGCACAACAUCCUCAGCAAACGAGGAUUCAGCGUCCGGUCCUUUGGAACAGGAACUCAUGUGAAGCUUCCAGGACCAGCACCCGACAAGCCAAACGUUUAUGAUUUCAAAACCACAUAUGACCAGAUGUACAACGAUCUCCUUAGGAAAGACAAAGAACUCUACACGCAGAAUGGCAUUUUACACAUGCUGGACAGAAAUAAGAGGAUCAAGCCCCGGCCAGAAAGGUUCCAGAACUGCAAAGAUCUGUUUGAUCUGAUCCUCACCUGUGAAGAGCGGGUGUACGACCAGGUGGUGGAAGAUCUGAAUUCUAGGGAGCAGGAGACGUGCCAGCCUGUGCAUGUGAUCAACGUGGACAUCCAGGACAACCACGAAGAGGCCACCCUGGGGGCGUUCCUCAUCUGUGAGCUCUGCCAGUGCAUCCAGCACACGGAGGACAUGGAGAACGAGAUUGACGAGCUGCUGCAGGAGUUUGAGGAGAAGAGCGGCAGGACCUUCCUGCACACCGUCUGCUUCUACUGAUGGCCCCCGCCCGCCUGGAGCCACCUUGCUGAGCUUCCUUUUGUUAAUACUUCUUCCUUCCUGAUAUUUGUUUUUACCUUUAGGUAUUCUGCCGAUGGACCGGACGGUAGCAGUGCCCAAAUAAACUGUACAUAUGAAAUGAGAAGAUAUACAUAAAUGCCAGAUUACAAUCAAGUGUUUCCCAUCCCACUUUUACUUAUGAGUGGGAUAUUGAUUAUAGUUUUUUUUCUUUAACCAAAAAAGAAAAAAACGGUUGAUAGCACAUUUCCCCCCAGCCAUCUGCCUCUCACUGAGCACCCCUUUCCCGUCUCCCCUAACUGGCUGCAAUGUACAAAUCCCUGAAUAAAGCAACAGGCUGUACUUUUUGGGAAAGAA
This is a messenger RNA of Aethalodelphis obliquidens (Pacific white-sided dolphin), 1225 nucleotides long. It is a transcript of the gene SSU72, whose product is annotated as SSU72 homolog, RNA polymerase II CTD phosphatase. The coding region runs from base 167 to 850 and encodes 227 amino acids. Gene Ontology annotation, biological process: mRNA processing. NCBI's taxonomy places the organism in Eukaryota, Metazoa, Chordata, Mammalia, Artiodactyla, Delphinidae. Gene Ontology annotation, molecular function: phosphoprotein phosphatase activity. Gene Ontology annotation, cellular component: nucleus. The record is from RefSeq and is a predicted model, not a curated record. The transcript is spliced from 5 exons.